AUGAGCCGGCGAGAAAAACAACACACCGACAGCUCAUGGACGAGUUCUCUACAAGAUGCCAUGGAGCAAAAUCUCCACCUUGAGGAAAAGCUACUUGAAGAGGAGAUCAAUACCCCUCAAGUUCUCUUGAGGAGAUUGCUGUCGACACGAUCUGUGGUGUCAACAUCUUCAUCGUUCGCAGAACGUCAACAGGCCGCAGUUGGCUGCACAUCCCUGUUUCGAGAGAUUGGAACAGGGUCGAUUGGGAAGGUAUUUGAACAGGCUGGUACAUUGUGGGCAUUCAAGGUACUCCUUAUAGAUCGCACCGAUAAACUUUGGAAUAAUUAUUUGAUGCACCUACGAAUCCAAGAUAGCUUCGACCGACUUGGCGACGGUUCAGGCGGUCUCGAGAUUCCUCGAGCUGCCUGGUUCGCGAAUAGAGAAUCCGAGUUCUGGUCCGAAAACAUCCACCUAUUCCCAGAUGAUCCUACGUUUCCUCGUCGACCUCGAGAAAUCCUCUGCAUGGAAAGAAUAUUUCCCCUUCCCCAGCCAAUCCGUCAUGCCCUAAUCGAUCUUUUCUGCAACCCGAAUAAUGUCGCCAUGGCCAAGAGCGAUGCAUCGAACAAAGAUUGCCUGGUACGCCUGUUUCUUGGUCGGAAGCGAUACGGGGCAUCGCGUCCUGGGGGCAGUCGGUUUUUUUCCCUGAGGAAUUACACACUGCACGUCGAUCAGAUGGAAGAACUACAACUAGAUGCGGAUGAAUAUGCGGUUAACAUGGCGGACGCACUCGCCGUUAUGCACUGGCAUACCAAGAUCGAUGCCAUGGAUGUUGAGUUCGUCCUGGGAAGCACCCCAUUCGACCACAAUUCCGUGCGUCGCCCUCCACCGCUUCAAGACAUCUUACGCCUUACACCUGGGACAAGUACAUUUGAGCGCGCCACGAACACUGUUCCUAACUUCAAAAAGCGCAUUGUGAGCCUUUGGUUGCUUGACUUCGAUGCUUGCGGUCCUAUUACGAUGAAUACAACAGGAGUUAACCAGGCAGUUAAGGCUUUCAUUGAAAAUGAGCCCUACUGCCCCCGUCCGUACAUGAAAGACGCUUACUCGGAGCGACUUUGGCGCAUAUUCUCCCAGCGUUACCUGGAGACAGGGAGAAAGAUAACUGCUGGCAGUCCUUCGCAGUCAUUGCCGCAGCAAUUUAUCCAAGGUGUGAUGGCCAAGCUGUCGCCGCCAGACCAACUCCCACCGCGUCAAGCCACAGGCACAGUCUUAGGAAUGGGUGAAUCUUCAGGGGGCAGAGGGCCUAUACCUCAACAACAACAACAACAACAACAACAACAACAACAAUCGAGCCGGACCCCAUCUAGACGUGGUCAAGGCGGGCAAAGGGGCGGUAGGGGCUCGAUUGUUGGCUCGUCAAAGAGAGGCCCUGGAAAUCGCGGACAAGGUCGAGGAUAUCGUUGA
Aspergillus pseudonomiae is the source of this 1443-nucleotide messenger RNA. RefSeq names its product zinc finger protein. Lineage: Eukaryota; Fungi; Ascomycota; Eurotiomycetes; Eurotiales; Aspergillaceae. The transcript has a single exon. The record is from RefSeq and is a predicted model, not a curated record. The coding region runs from base 1 to 1443 and encodes 480 amino acids.